This is a messenger RNA of Amphiprion ocellaris (clown anemonefish), 1605 nucleotides long. It is a transcript of the gene tctn1, whose product is annotated as tectonic family member 1. Bases 31 to 1605 code for a protein of 524 amino acids. The record is from RefSeq and is a predicted model, not a curated record. Gene Ontology annotation, biological process: protein localization to ciliary transition zone; cilium assembly. The transcript is spliced from 13 exons. NCBI's taxonomy places the organism in Eukaryota, Metazoa, Chordata, Actinopteri, Pomacentridae. Gene Ontology annotation, cellular component: MKS complex.
AAGCAGCUCCAUAGCAACGGUGAAACAAAGAUGGCGUCCUCUGCAUCUUCUGGCUUCUUCUGUUUGUUUUUCUUGUUUUCUGCCGUCGCUACCGAAGAAAACACCACGAGUUUAGACUUAACCACCCCCGCGUCCUUUGACCAAAACGUUACAUUCGCCGUAACGGAAAAUUAUACGGUGUUUGAGACGACGACGACACCGAGCUCCGGCAGCACCGAGGAAGAGCCGCUUCUUCCCGCAGAGCCCCUGCCCGAGUCCGGCCGCCUGCUGACCCCCGUCACCGCCGUUGACAGGUUGUGUCCCUGUGAUGACCACACAGGUGUGUGCGACAUCAACUGCUGCUGCGACAGAGAGUGUAGUAAGGAGGUGGUGGCUCUGUUCACCAGCUGCUCCGUCCCUGCUGUCAGUGGCGGCAGGCAGCUGUGCAGCCGUGACGUGGCGUCCUACUCUUUAAGGAGCACAAUGAACGGCUACUCUGAGCUGCAGUCGUCUGUCCAGAAGGAGACCAGUUACAACCUCUUCUGUAUUCAGGCACAAAACCGUCUUGAUGGAUUGUCUCAUCCUCCGCCUGAGCUUCCAACUGACAGCAACUUUGAGUGGCUCUUCAAACAGUUCACCAGCUUCAUCUUUGGCUCAGACAGUGGUGCUCAGGUGUCACCUGGAGAGCUCCAGGCCUCACCUGGAUACCUGUAUGAGGAUGUGAUGCUGACAGUGGGAGAGAGUGGACAGAGAGGGAUGUUCUGGCUGCCGGCUGCUGGUCUCACAGCUGACUGUGUGGACAACAGUCCUGCAGCGUUCCUGAAGGAUCAGAGCAGUCAGUGUUCCAGACGUGUGGUUCUGGAUCAGGACUGCAGCUCUCUGCCGGCCCUCAGCAUCAACACCUACACCGACAUCCAGCUGUUUGCUGGGAAGCAAAUAGAUGCAGCCGUUGUUCCUGUGAAGGUGGCGUCCAUCAUCCUGCAGUCUACAGAUGAUACUCAGUCUGAGCUGCAGAUCAGCGCUGGAGAAAACCUGAGUCCGGUUCUGCUCAGGAACAGCCUCUGUGCUAAUGUGGUGCUGAAGGUCACCUAUGUGAUUAGGUACAACUCAGGUGGUGAGAUCGUGAAUGCAACGGUGACUCUGGUGCUCGGGUUUGUCAGCGACGACAUGCUGCCCCUGGAACAGGAGUUUCAGAUCACAUAUGUCCAGGAAGAUGGCGGCGACGUUGCUGUCCGCUACAGUGGAAAUCCAGGUUACGUCGUUGGACUGCCUCUGGUGUCUGGAACAAAAACAGCAGAUGGGAUUACCAGAAGCAUCGACCCCAGAGACACUCUGUCUCUGCUCCACAGUGCUGAGGACCAGGACUGUCUGCAGGAUCCACAGCAGCGCUCUCCCGUCCUGUUCGGUCUCAACUCUGUGUCCGGCUGCACAUUAAGGCUGGUGGAUGCUGAAAACUGCUCCCUGGUGUCCCAUCUGCUGCUGGAUGUUCUGAGAGGACCAAACUAUCCCCAAUACGUCGCUUCCUUUGGAAACUCCCACUUGGACAAUCCACUAGACUGGGUGCAAAUCAAGAACAGCUUCAGUCCUGGGAUAAGUAGAGAAGAGGACAGGGAAGACCUGCAGUAA